Hyaloscypha bicolor E is the source of this 972-nucleotide messenger RNA. RefSeq lists its product as uncharacterized. Gene Ontology annotation, biological process: fungal-type cell wall organization. NCBI's taxonomy places the organism in Eukaryota, Fungi, Ascomycota, Leotiomycetes, Helotiales, Hyaloscyphaceae. The record is from RefSeq and is a predicted model, not a curated record. The transcript is spliced from 3 exons. The coding region runs from base 1 to 972 and encodes 323 amino acids. Gene Ontology annotation, cellular component: plasma membrane; cell cortex of cell tip.
AUGCGUCUAACAGCCCUCUUCCCCCUGGCCUGUGCCGUUGUGGCCUUCGUGCUCUCCAUGCUUUGUCUAUUUGCGGGCCACAAGCCUGGCUUCAUGGAGGAUUAUGCCAUUGUGACUCUCAACACCUCUACUCUUGGACAUAACCUCAUUCCAACAGCAACGACCUCAUCUGGACCUUCACCGACUGCGACUUCGAUCGGUUCAUUCUUCAGCAGUAUCGCGCACAACAUCUCAAGCACAAUUGAAGGCGACCUGAACAGUAUAAUUGGCGAUGUUGCAGAUAAGUUGGCAAAAGAAAUCGGCAUCAAGCAAUGGUACAGCCUUCACUUGAUGGAUCUCUGCGAAGGGACAUACGCUCCAAAUGCCACGCAGAAGGGUGCGCAUGAGAACGUGACCACUUGCUCAAACCAAACGGCAAUGUACCAUUUCGACAUCUCCAAGCAACUAAACCAAGAACUCGAAAUCGGCCCUCUACACAUAAACUUGUCCGAUAUCAAUUGGCCAUCCGAGAUCCAAGACGGCCUCAACGCCUUGAACACCGCACUCGAUGCUACUUUCGUCCUCUACGCCAUCGGCAUCGCGGCAGCAGGAUGUGCCAUCCUCGCAUCGCUCGUAGCCUGCUUCCUGCACGGAUCCCACCUGAUCUCAUUCGGCAACUGGGGCCUCGCAACGAUAAGCUUCCUCGCGCUGCUCAUUGCAUCAAUCAUCGUCACCGUCGUCCAGUCGAAAGCCACAAAGCUGAUUAACAAGUACGGGAAUGAGAUUGGUGCGUAUGCGUAUAAGGGAAACAAAUACUUGGUUUUGACGUGGGUCGCGGUUGCGGUUAUGUUCUUGGCGAUGUUGGCGUGGGUUGCGGAGUUUUGUGUGGGGAAGAGGAAUAAAGGGCGUGAGUAUACUGAGAAGUCGUCCGGACGGGGAUGGGGACGAAGCCGGAGGAGUGAUGAGGCUGCGCUGAGGAGGAGUGGUGUUUAG